AUGGAAAUUUAUAAGAUAACUAAUCCCGAACAAUGGUCAUACUUUGCUAAGGGUCAAGCUAAUAUAUUAUUUAAAUAUAAUGGGAAUCAUGAAUAUCUUAAACAUAAAUUAUUAAGAGUUAGACUCUUUAAAGAGGAUAAACAAUAUAUAACAACUUGUGAACUUUAUGAUUUUAUUGAAUUAAAGUGUAAAAAUUUAUUCCCUCAACAAAUUAUUGAUGUUCAAUUAGUUGUUUUAACAACUGAUUUUGUAAAUCAAUUAGAUUCAAAAGGUGAUAAAUUACAAAUUGGUGAAAGGUAUGGAUUAUUAAUUCCUAAUAUUCUUCAUGGUAAUUAUGAUAAAUCAAUUUUAUCUAAAAAUUGUAAUUUAUAUUAUGAUUAUAAACCUCAAUCAAAUGAUAAAAUUGAUUCAGUAAUAUUUGAAUUAAAACCUAAAUGGUUAUAUGAUAAUACUUCAUCUAAUUAUUGUCGGACAUGUCUGUUAAAUCAAUUAAAAGGUUUUAAAAGACAUUAUUGUCCUUUGGAUUUUCUUUAUGAAGAAACAAUAGAUCAAGGUUUAAAUGAUUUAUUUGAUCCAAUACCACAAGAUAUUAUUCAAAAGAUUGAAGUAUCAAAUAAAAUUCCAUUAAAACAAUUAUUUCGAAUGUUUCUUAAUAAUCCUGAAAAUGUGUUUUUAAAAUUAAAACAAUAUCAAAAGAUUAAUAAUAAGAAUGAUUUAAUUAAAAAUCUUUCUUCACCUAAUGAUGUUCUGCAAAAUUUAUCAUUAGUAAUGACACUUCGAGAUGUUGGUCUAUUUAUUAAAUUUGAGAAAUAUGAUAAAUCAAGUAAUAUUCAUAAUUCUCAUGAUAACGUAUCCAAUAUUGUCCUGGUUGAUAAUUUGGGUAAAUUCGUUAUAACUUGUAACAUUUAUGAUUUAGAUUUAAAAUCAAAUACCAAAUAUAAACAUUGGUUAGAGAUUGAAGAACAAUUACAACCAAUUUAUAAUUCAACUAAUCCAAAUUGGAAACAUUGUACUGGAGUAACAUCUGAUGGUACAGUUAUUAAACAUUAA
Scheffersomyces amazonensis is the source of this 1050-nucleotide messenger RNA. It is a transcript of the gene IPK1, whose product is annotated as inositol pentakisphosphate 2-kinase. Gene Ontology annotation, cellular component: nucleus. The transcript has a single exon. Gene Ontology annotation, molecular function: inositol-1,3,4,5,6-pentakisphosphate 2-kinase activity; ATP binding. The coding region runs from base 1 to 1050 and encodes 349 amino acids. Gene Ontology annotation, biological process: inositol phosphate biosynthetic process. The record is from RefSeq and is a predicted model, not a curated record. Lineage: Eukaryota; Fungi; Ascomycota; Pichiomycetes; Serinales; Debaryomycetaceae.